AUGCAAAUAAAAAAAAUUACCAAACAACCAAAAAAAAGCAAUAAACAAUCGGACUUCAAUGUUUCGGAUCAACAAAUCGAAAAAUGGGGAGCUCAUAUUUAUCAAAUCGACAAGUCUAUUCGAGACAUGAUAGAAAAUGCUCGAUUGUUUUAUGACGCUUGGCGUUGCGUGGUUUGCCUUGCACCAUCUGUUACUGCGUCUUGGAUUUCUCUGUAUAGGCAAUUUCCGACUGAAAAGAACCCUGCUGCUUCUCUUGGAACUUUGGUAGACUGGAAUAAGGCAUUAGAACGGCAGAGAAGAGAAGUUUUGCUAACUUUACAAAACUUUCAAAUAACAGUAUUAGCACCUUGCAAGGAAGUAAAGGCGCAUGUGAAAAAGGCCGUUGAAUUGAUAAAGCGAAGGGGUAGAAAAGUAAACGAGCUUGAGAAGAUCCAAAAGGAGUUACUAGUUGUUUAUGAGUUGCCAGAUCCGGAAACGAAGAAAUACAAGAUUAAAGCACUACAGGGUCAGCUAGUACGGGUCAACAACGAGCUAAAUGAGGUGCAAAAACACGUGACACUGUCGUUUCCUACAUUAAUUAAUAAAUGUCAAGUUUUUUUUGGUCAAUUGAUGCGACACUUUUUCUGUCUCCAGCUACAAAUGUUUCGGAAAAUGCACAAUAUAACUCGUCCAUGGGAUUGUUUUCAAGAUGAUAUACCGAAGACAUGGCUGGUCGAGUUUUCUUCCGUAUGUCAAGCAGCUGAAGAUAUUCCGCUAAUUUCUAUUGAAAACACUCGUUCUCCAGUCAAACUUCCUAAACCAUCAGAUGCUUUAUCUGAAGGUGAGUGGGAAGCCGGAAAGAUCGAAGCUAUGAAUGCUCUUUUCUCACAACAUCCUCAUCUUUCUCCUUCUCAAAGCAGUUUAUCCCCCACAUCUACUGCGAGCUCAUCUGUUGCUGCUUCCCCUAUUGACACGCAUGCUCCUUCAACUCCCGUGGUUUCAAGACCUCCUUCUAUGCAAAACUUGGCUUCUGCGCUUGAACCAGAAGAAGAGCCAAUGUCGCCUAGUCAAGCUCCUGUUUUGAGGACACCUAUGACACAGCAUCACGCAAAAACCAAUAACCAUAACACAAAUAAUAUGUACACCUCAGAAUGGUCAUAUUUAGCUUCUGGUACUGCUAAUGUUGUGUUUGAAUACAUCGGGAAAAACCUAUUCUUUCAAGAUAAAGUUAUCCGACUUCGUCGACGAGGUCAGACUAUUACGACGGAACAAGUUUAUGACUACUAUCAAAAUAUCGUAUAUCCUUUAUUUUCUGGGUUUGAGCAGUAUUUGCUAGAAAUAUUCCUUCAGCCAGUUACUAAGGAUUUUCUACUGGGUACUCAAAAUGCGUCAGGUAUUUAUCUAAAUUUAAAUGAAACGUCUUGCAUUUUAAUGCAAGAUCUGAAGGAAGGCAUGGAAAUGAAGCCUAAAUGGCUCACCCAGUCUCCAACUGCUCCAGACGACUGGGUUGUCUGCAGGACUUGUGCCAUGAGUCGAAUGCGAGGAAAAUCUAUUAGUUUUUGCCCGCUUCAACUUGACUUUUAUAAUUGGCCAAAAUUUCUUUCUGUGCUUCAGGGCAUGGUUGGUCCAGAGAUUGCUCUGACAUUGUUUCAGUCAGGAAUUUUAAAGAGACUACGUGACUUACAAGAAGAAUAUUCUCGUAAAGACGUUGCAUUAGCAAUGACUCUUCGAGAUGUGACGCUAUAUAUAGGUAAAAACAAAAUUACACUGUUAGACUUGGAUCCCAAAGAUAUGCAUACAAAGCUAGCAAAAUGGGAACGUGAUGAGCGAAAUCUUUUAGAUGGUGGAUGGUAUUAUGGACGUGGAAUGAAAUCUACCGACCAGGCAUGUCGCAGUGUCUAA
This is a messenger RNA of Schizosaccharomyces osmophilus, 1881 nucleotides long. RefSeq names its product inositol 1,3,4,5,6-pentakisphosphate (IP5) kinase (gene ipk1). NCBI's taxonomy places the organism in Eukaryota, Fungi, Ascomycota, Schizosaccharomycetes, Schizosaccharomycetales, Schizosaccharomycetaceae. Gene Ontology annotation, cellular component: nucleus. Gene Ontology annotation, biological process: inositol phosphate biosynthetic process. The transcript is spliced from 2 exons. Bases 1 to 1881 code for a protein of 626 amino acids. The record is from RefSeq and is a predicted model, not a curated record. Gene Ontology annotation, molecular function: ATP binding; inositol-1,3,4,5,6-pentakisphosphate 2-kinase activity.